AGUUUUUCUUGACAUGAUUUGAACUUAGAAGAAUAAAUAGCAACGAGCUGACUCCAUCCAGUUUUAAUUAAUCUAAACAUUAAAAUAUAUAUACCUCUGAAUACCAUCAUAUUUCAUGAAUUCAUACAAAACCUCAAAGUUUAUGAAUUAAUGAUAUUGAUAUUACUACUCUACAUGAAACCAGUAUUGUGUAGGUGUUCGCUCAUGAUACAUACACUAAAAGUGUUUGACUUGGUGGUGUGACAAGAUAAAUGCUUGGUGGAUCACUGUCUUGUAAAACUGCAGAUAUAAAUGGAACUCUGCUCAACCUUCUUGGUAAUUGCAAAUCAAUGCUUGAGCUGAAGAAGCUUCAUGCUAUUGGGAUCUCUUUUGGUUUAUCUCAUGAAGACUCGUUUAUGUACAAAAUCCUUUCAUUUUCUGCUCUGUCCAAUUCAGGCGACAUUGAUUAUUCCUACAGGGUUUUCUCCCAGCUUUCCAGUCCAACAAUUUUUAGCUGGAAUACAAUCAUAAGAGGCUAUUCAAAUAGCAAAAAUCCAAUUCAUUCCCUAUUUAUUUAUCUAAAGAUGCUGCGACAUGGGGUUGCACCAGACUACUUAACAUACCCAUUUCUCGUGAAGGCCUCAGCACGCCUUUCAAAACAGGAAAGUGGUGUAUCUGUGCAUGCCCAAAUUAUAAAAACUGGGCACGAGUCUGAUAGAUUUAUCCAAAAUUCUUUGAUUCACAUGUAUGCUUCUUGCGGGAAUAUUAUGUGGGCUCAUAAAGUAUUUGAUAGUAUGCAAGGAAAAAAUUUGGUUUCAUGGAAUUCCAUGUUAGAUGGUUAUGCCAAGUGUGGAGAAAUGGCUUCGGCUCAGAAAGUUUUUGAGUCAAUGCAGGAGAGGGAUGUUCGGUCAUGGAGCUCUUUGGUUGAUGGUUAUGUGAAGGCUGGAGAGUACAGGGAAGCUAUGGCCAUCUUUGAAAAGAUGCGGGCUGUUGGUCCCAAAGCCAAUGAAGUGACUAUGGUGAGUGUCUUGUCUGCUUGUGCACAUCUUGGCGCUCUAGAAAAAGGGCGAAUGAUGCACAAGUAUAUUGUUGACAAUUGUUUACCAAUGACAAUGGUCUUGCAAACUUCUCUUGUGGACAUGUAUGCUAAAUGUGGGGCAAUAGAGGAGGCUUUGUUUGUAUUUCGGGGCGUCUCAAAGAGUCAAACUGACGUGUUCAUUUGGAAUGCAAUGAUUGGAGGUCUUGCCACACAUGGGUUAGUGGAAGAAUCUCUUAAAUUGUUUAAGGAAAUGCAAAUGUUCGGCAUCCGAUCCGAUGAGAUCACAUACCUCUGCUUGUUGGCUGCCUGUGCCCAUGGAGGACAAGUUAAAGAAGCAUGGUACUUCUUUGAGAGCCUUGUUAAAUGUGGCAUGACACCUACAAGUGAGCACUAUGCUUGCAUGGUAGACGUGCUGGCGCGUGCAGGUCAAUUAACCACUGCAUACCAAUUUAUUUGUCAAAUGCCCAUAGAACCAUCAGCUUCCAUGUUAGGUGCUCUUUUUAGUGGGUGUAUUAACCAUAGAAAUUUAGAUCUUGCAGAAACAGUUGGCAGGAAGCUUAUUGAUCUAGAUCCAAACAAUGAUGGAAGAUAUAUUGGCUUGUCAAAUGUAUAUGCAGUUGUCAAACGUUGGGAUGAUGCAAAGAGCAUGAGAGAAGCCAUGGAAAGAAGAGGAGUGAAAAAAUCACCUGGGUUUAGUUUUGUUGAAAUAUCUGGGAUCCUUCAUAGAUUUAUUGCCCACGAUAAAACACACCCUGAUUCAGAUGAAACUUAUUCUAUGCUACAUUUUGUUGUCUGUCAAAUGAAACAUGGUUGCCGCCAGCACAAUCAGGAGGAGAAUUUGUUGAAUGAUACAUCAAUAGAAGAUGAUUUGAUUCUCUUUUGAGUAGAUUGCGUUAAAGUUUGUAGCAGUUAACAUUUGUUGUGGAAGAGUUAUUGCACAAGACCUACAUGUCGGUUACAGGCGUAAGGAAUGUAACUACCAUUUCACAUUGUGAAAACAAGUUUGUGCACUCUAACAAGUAAUAACUAGAUAAAAGCCUCGAAAAACCUGAUGGUUCUGGAAUUGUUGGCAGUUUGUUGACCAUGUUGUUUACUACAUAUGUUUGUGGACACAGUUUAAAUACGUAAAUAAAUAUCAAAUCAAUAGUCUUAUUUAUA
Messenger RNA from Vicia villosa (hairy vetch), 2176 nucleotides. RefSeq names its product pentatricopeptide repeat-containing protein At5g08305-like. Lineage: Eukaryota; Viridiplantae; Streptophyta; Magnoliopsida; Fabales; Fabaceae. The transcript is spliced from 2 exons. Bases 252 to 1901 code for a protein of 549 amino acids. Gene Ontology annotation, biological process: RNA modification. The record is from RefSeq and is a predicted model, not a curated record. Gene Ontology annotation, molecular function: RNA binding; protein binding.